Molecule: messenger RNA, 1737 nt
Organism: Brettanomyces nanus
Lineage: Eukaryota; Fungi; Ascomycota; Pichiomycetes; Pichiales; Pichiaceae
Exons: 1
Coding region: 1-1737 (578 amino acids)
Biological process (GO): maturation of SSU-rRNA from tricistronic rRNA transcript (SSU-rRNA, 5.8S rRNA, LSU-rRNA)
Cellular component (GO): small-subunit processome; nucleolus
Source: RefSeq, a predicted model, not a curated record
AUGACUAAGAACAGACGAUCUAAACAAUCCCAAGAACCGAAUAUUGAAGAAAUUGGAUUGGAUGAAGUUGAUGAGUUUGCUCAAGAAAGAGAGAAGGUGUUACUCAAUGAGGCUGGAUGGGAUAAGGAUCAAGUAGAUUCCUCGGAGUCUGAAGAGGAAGAAGCCGUGAUGGAUAUUGAAGAGGAAGGAGAUGAUGAUAAAGAUAAGGCGGAUAUUGAAUCGUACAGAAAAAGGUUACAAGGACCAGUGGAAGAUGAUGAAGAAGAGUAUUUCAUUGAUAAAGAUAAGGAGGAAGCCGAUAAUGAAGAUGAUGAUGAUGGUGAUGAUGAUGAUGAAGCUUGGGGUAAUAUUAAAGGAGAUUAUUAUGGUGCUGAAGAUUUGGAAGAGGAGGAUGACGAAGAUGCUAAAGAAAUGGAAAAGGAAGCAUUAAGACUUCAAAAGAAGCAUUUGGAGGACUUGAAUAUGGAUGCUUAUAUGUUGGAUGAAACAGUUGAGGAAUGGACUCAUGAAACCAAGAAAGAACAGGAGGCCAAAAAAGGAGAAGCGGAAGAGAUAUCCAUUACAGAAGUUGCCAAAUUGGAUAAGGAUUCUCAAUUACAGAUCUUGCAAAGACGUUAUCCGGAGUUUAUACCACUAACGAAAGAGUUUCAAAGUCUUAAGGGUGUUUUGAAGGAACUCGAGAAGCAAAGAGACGGUAAAAAUGAGGUGGUGCAGAUUAAAUAUUCCACUCUUGCAUCAUACUUGGGUACUGUUGCGACCUAUUUUGCUCUAUUCGUGUCCAAACUACACGAUGGAGAGCAGUUCAGUAUGAAGGGAGAGCCUAUAUUGGAAGCUAUUUUAAAUUCUCGUGAGAUUUGGUACGAGGCAAAAGGAUUGAAUGAGACCGGAGGCGAAGAAGAGAAACAGACAAUAGUGGAGUCCUCGGAGGAGUCCUUGGAGGAGCCUUUAGAGUCCCUUGAGGAGCCUCUUGAGAUUCCUCUUGAGAAGCCCCUCGAAGAGCCCCUCGAGGAAUCCGAUUCUGAACUUGCAUUUGGUGAAAUGACACCAUCAUUUACACUUGAAAAGAAAUCGAUUAAGCAUCUUAAACGAGCAGGUAUUGAGGGUAUCGAUAAUGUUGAUGCCGAAGAGAAGCGUGGAAGAAGAAGAGCUCUUGGAUUCUAUACAUCGAAAAUUGAUCAACGUGAAAAGAAGAAGAUGACGAGAUUUCAAGGUGAUGAAGAUAUACCGUACAAAGAAAGAUUAUAUGAAAGGCAGCAAAGAUUACUCGAAGAGGCUCGCAAAAGAGGAGACAGAAAUAAUAAAAAGGCACCAGGUGUUGAUCUUGAUGAUGAUGAGUUCAAUGAACGGGAUACCAAAGAUGCUAGAGAGAUUAAUCUCGAAGGUGAAGAUUAUUAUGAAGCCAUUAAGCAAAAGAAGGAAAAGAAGAAGGCCACCAGAAAGAAUGCACAUGAAUUGGCAGUCAGAGCAGCCAAAGAGGGUAAAUUGGCUGAAUUGCAGGAGGGCAUUGAUGGAGAUGGUAAAAGAGCCAUCAACUAUCAGAUGUUGAAAAACCGUGGUUUGACCAAGAAGAGAAAUAAGGCUGACAGGAAUUCUAGAGUCAAGAAGAGAAAGAGAUAUGACCAGGCAAAGAAGAAGUUGGGGUCUGUCCGUGCAGUCUACAAGACUCCUGAAGGUCCUUACCAGGGCGAGAAAACUGGUAUCAAGAAGAAUAUAUCCAGAUCUGUCAAGAUGGUGUAA